GUGAAGCUUCUUGGUGACCCUUGGAUCAAAGACUCGAAGUGGAACAUUCCUUUAGAAUUUAUCUUCGGGGAAGAUCUUGAAACAACCAUCUUUAAAACACAAAUUUCCAAAAUACAGCUGACUAACGCAGUGAGAGCCACAAUCAUCACUGGGAUGUGUGAAGGUUUGCUUUAUCUACACAGUAAAGACAUCGUCCACCAAGACCUCAAACCAGACAACAUCAUGGUUGAGCAUCAAACCCAUCGUGCUGUGAUCAUUGAUUUGGGUCUGGCAAAGUUCACAAAAAAUGGACUGAGCUCCGCGGCAAAUAUGGGCAAUGAAGCGUACUCUGCUCCAGAGAUCCUGCAGAUGAAUGGAGUUCGUGACAAGCGUUCAGAUGUUUGGGCUAUGGGUAAAGUCAUUGCUGAACUCUGUGCCCGAAUCAGGUUACCCACCCAAUACGUGUGUGCCGGCAAAAUUCAAGAAACUUUAAAAGAUCAUCCAUACUGUAUUCCAGUGUCCCGGAUGGUGGGGAACAAUCCAUUUUACAGAGCUUCUAUGGCUGAAGUCAUUUUAGACAUCAGGAGAGCUGCUUCAGCUUCACAAACGGACAUCAAACCGAGAGACGUCACCGUAACGCAGGGAAAUGAAAUAAGAGGAAAUCAAAGGUGGGGUUUGCAAGCACCCGCGCCACCAAGGAUGGAGGUCAGGAAACCUCCUGUGGUAAAUUAUCGAAUGGAUCCACCACAACAGAGGGAAAUGGGAAAGGCAGUAGUCCCGUUAAAAGGAGCGGGUUUGAACAAUCAGAUGUCUCUGAUGUCAUUUCCUUGCCCCCUUCCAGAGACUGGCAAAGUGACGCAGGAACGUUACAAUGAGGAGAAAGGAGCUAUGGAAUAUAAAGAGAUCAUCACAAAGGGAGGAAGAAUCAUUAAGUAUGAGAAAGUGCAAAUAUCCAAAAAUUCUUAAUUGUCAAGGAAACUGGAUGUCAUAUGUUGGCUUGUAUAAAUAAAUAAAAAUUGGGGAUCAUGUUGUUUCCUUCCUACAUUUUUUAGAUGUGCACUAUUUUUGUGUGUAUUUAUUAAAGAUAGUUUGUAUUGCCCCCCCCAAAUAAAAUGACAAUGAUGAUGUGGACAAUGAUACAGUAAAAUGCUUCUUCAUGUCUCCGUAUAGUCGACAUCCCUUCAAGAACAAAAAUCUCCUUAACAUGCCCACCUCCUAUUCAUUCAUUCCUAUCAUUCAGUAUGGAUCCAUGAGUUAAGCUGUGAAAAGUGGAUGCGGGGGUGUUUGAGUCCCCCAAAAAACUACCAUAAACACAUCCUUAGCUCCAACUCUUUUAACAGAAGCUACAUUUAAAACCCCACCGUUGUGAUGCGAAGAAGUUAUUUGACUGUUCUACGUUUUUUAAAGAAUAUGGUAGUCAAUCUUUUGAAAUGAGUGCUAAACAAUUGUAUUUUAACCUAGGGUUAGAAAUAAACUAGGGGAUAGUACUUUCCUUCUUGUAGAUCUUGAGAUAUCAUCUGAAACGAAACAUUCAUGAAAUAAAACAGUGUAGAACUAAACAAAGUGAAGAUGAAGAUAUUUACUAGUUUUUUUCUUAUUCCUGGUUUUAAAAAGUUUAACCCUAAACCAGAUGUUUGAUUUUUAAUGCCAAAAAGAUCAAAAAGAGUCACUAACACGAACAUUAAAGAUUUUCCUUCACACCAGAUCGUAGACACCCAUCCAUGCAGAAGGAAAUCAAGAGUAUGGUAAAAACCAUAAAUGAAAUCUUUGAUGACUCUUAUUGACUAAAACUUUGUCAGAGCAUUUUGCAAAAUGUUUAACAACAUGUUACAUGAAUCAAAUGUAGUUUAUGCCACAAUUAUAUAAAUGCUGACCCAAACACAAUAAUCAUUUGUCAGAUAAAAGGCUGAACACGACAACUCUCUCUUAGAAGAAAACCUCACAUACAUAAACAUUAACUUUAAAUCUCUCAUUCAAAAACACACCCGUCAGGUUUCACACCGUAAUGUGAGAACAGUUGUCAGGCCAGGGGAUAGACAGAGAACUACAGGGGGUACAACAACACGGUCAUAAAAUAUAAUCUGUCAAACAAGACUGACAGAUCAUAAAGAAUCCAGCCUAAUUUGAUUGACAGGUCAAAAUGACUUGCCUGGGAUAGUAGGGGGGCAGUCACACUUUGAUAAGAUUGCAAACCUCAAGUCUCAAUUCACUCAUUUGCACGAUAAAAGCCAUACAACAAGGAAACAACUCACUCUUAGAAGAAAAACCCACAUACAUAUUUAUUUGAUCUCUCUCUAAUUUACAAACACCACCGUCUUUCACAAAUAGACUAUAGUAAAAUCAAACAGGCUGAAAAACACACUUUUUUGAUGAGGGGGGUGUGUAGUAAGCCCCACUGAAGGAAGGGUGGGGGACAGAGGAGCCCCCAACAACAGCCAUAAAACAUAAAUGUCAACAAGAUUGACAGGUCAUAAAAGUCACCAUUUGAGUGACUGGUUGACAGACGGGGUCAUAAAUCAAUCAAACUUUUGACACAAGGUAUAUGAUUAUACUACUUAUUUGUAUAACAAAGAUACAAAAAGAGUUUUAUGAGUACAAAAAUGUUAUAUGAAUGACAUUCCAUUUGCAAUUCUGUGGAAGUUCAUUAUAACUUCUAUAGGAUGAGAUUCCAUGUAAGUGUGACGACGAGAAACCAGGCAGAGAAGCGGAUCCAAGUGCAGUGCAGAUUUAUUGAAAAUAAUAUAAGAUAAGAUAAAACAAACCAAGGUAAACCACGGAACAUAGGCGGCACAAAAACAAAGCAUGAAACAAAGACCGACACCAAACAAAGGAAACACUAGGGCUUAAAUACAUAGAAACUAACAAGACACACCUGGAGGAACUAAUUAACACUAAAAACUACAAAGGACUACAAAACAUGGCACAGAACAGGAAGUGACAGAAAAGUUCACCAACACAGGGGAAACACGGACUGGGAUCGUGACAGUAAGUCUGCCGAUGUCCCUUUUUUCAGGUUUCAAACUUUCCAUAUCUGUCAACCAGCAACAUAUUUGUUUCUUGCUUAAGGCAUGUGCAGAUGUUCCUACUGUUAAAAUAGGCCUGCUGUUGAAACGGUGCGUUUUUAGUUCAUUAGCAGAAAAAAUCCCAGUUCCUGGUUGAUUUCAGCACACUGUGUGUCAUCAACCCGUUUAUAAAGGUAAACUCUUUUACGUGAAAAGUCAGCCAAGAUUAAUCAAUACAUGAAAGUAUUAGUGCACAUACAAGUACAUUACAUAGGCCAGUGAAUAUGACCUUCAAUGUAUUUUCCAGGACAAGAACUUUAAAUAAUUCACUUUUAAGUUAAAUAUAUUUCUAGCUGAAGCUCACGUUAAAUUAAAGACAAUGUAUUCCUACAUAAAUUAUUUUCCAUUUUUACAUUUGCAUAAAUAAUUCGAAUUUACGCAUUAUCCUAGUAACAGCCAAAAUAAACAUUUUGUGAUAAUAAUAAUAAAUAAAUAAUAACAAUAAUAAAAAGUGUUAGGGGUUAAUUUAAAUUAGUGGUAUCGAUGGUGGCUAUCACCCAAAUAAAUAUGAUCACCCAUCUCACCAAAAAAUCGGAAAUGUGAAAAAGGCUAAUGACGUCACGUGCAGUGUCCUAUGAGUAAUGGUUUCACACACAAAAAAAGUAAAUGUUUUCACACUUUUUUUUCACACUCGGUAGUCUAGCAAAUAAAUCCAUAAAAAUAGUAGUGAAAAAAAAAGAAUAAUUGUGGAAAACCAGCAGUUUCUAAAGUUAACUAUUUGCUUCAAAUUAAAAAGAGGAGCAGUCUAUUUUAAAAUUGAUUUAGGCUACUUAUAUUUACUCAUAUUUUCUUUAUUUACUUUAUAUAUUAUUUAAUAUGAUCGUGUUUUUGUGUGCGUUUACGUCUCAUGUGUUGGAAUGCAUCUCAGAUCAUUUGUCACAGUUUUAGUUUUCAUUGCUCACAGUGGGUGGAUCUUACCUGCCUACCUCAAUAGAUCCUCGUAACUCUGGGUUUACUUUCACAAGUUUCAGGUGCUCGACGAUCAAAAACAGCGGUAAGUAAAUAUAAAAUAACUUAACUAAAACCUUUGUUUCAUGACAUAUUUUAUAACAACACAAUAUUAAUUGUAAUGAAAAACCAUCUUAUAUUUUUUAUCAAUCUUUCGAUUUUUUUACAUGUGGAAAAAUAUUUAAUAAAUGGAAAAUAUAUACGGUUUUGAAACCGCAUUUUUUUUAUGGGAACUAACAAACAAACGAUUUCCAAAAUAUUUUACUGACAAAUUUACUUCAUUGUCUGUCGACAGCGAGAAAGCUAUCUGUCACAUCACCACUAGAUGGCGUACUCCACACAAACACUGGCUCAAGGCUGCUUUGGGAAAGUAUAUAAAGAGAAGUUUGGAGACUCAUGGGCUGCUCUGAAGAGAGUCCCUGUAGGUCUCAUCAACAAAUAUGAGCUGGAAAGAGAAUGCAAAGUAUAUAAAAAUGCUCGGCACCCUAACGUGGUGAACCUUCUUGGUGACCCUUGGAUCAAAGACGCAAAGUGGAACAUUCCUUUGGAAUUCAUCUUUGGGGAAGAUCUUGAGACGACCAUCUUUAAAACACAAAGCUCCAAAAUACUGUUGACUCCAGCAGUGAGAGCCACGAUCAUCACUGGGAUGUGUGAAGGUUUGCUUCAUCUGCACAGUAAAGACAUCGUCCACCAAGACCUCAAACCAGACAACAUCAUGGUUGAGCAUCAAACCCAUCGUGCUGUGAUCAUUGAUUUGGGUCUGGCGAAGUUCUUUAAAAAUGGACUGAGCUCCGCAGCAAACUCGGGCAAUGAAGCGUACUCUGCUCCAGAGAUCCUGCAGACGAGGGGAGUUCGUGACAAGCGUUCAGAUGUUUGGGCUAUGGGUAAAGUCAUUGCUGAACUCUGUGCCCGAAUCAGGUUACCCACCCAAUACGUGUGUGCCGGCAAAAUUCAAGAAUAUCUUAAAGAUCAACCGUACUGUAAUCCAGUGUCCAGGAUGGUGGAGACCAAUCCAUCUUACAGAGCUUCUAUGGCUGGAGUCAUUUUAGACAUCAGGAGAGCUGCUUCAGCUUCAAAAAUGGACAUCAAACCGAGAGACCUCGCUGUAACACAGGGAAAUGAAAUAAGAGAAAGUCAGAGAUGGAGUCCACAACCACCUACAGCUUUUAAGACGGUGGUCAGCAAACCUCCUGUGCUAAAUUAUCGGCAGAAUCCACCACAACAGAGGGAAAUGGGAAAGGCAGUAGUCCCGUUAAAAGGAGCGGGUUUGAACAAUCACAUGUCGUUGAUGUCAUUUCCUUGCCCCCUUCCAAAGACUGGCACAGUGAUUCAGCAAAGCUACAAUGAUAGAGGAGUUAUGGAAUAUAAAGAGAUCAUCACAAAGGAAGGGAAAAUCACUAAAUAUGAGAAAGUGCAAAUAAGCAAAACAUUUAAAAAAUAAACUUUUUUCCUGGAAACUGCCCAGAAGAAAAUGUUAUUGCUCAGAGGUUGCUCUUUCAUAGCUCAGGAGAUUUGAAGAAGUUCUCACUUGUGUUUCAUUAUAAAAGGGCAUAAGAGCAAUACAAAUUGAAAGAAAUGAAAUGCAUUAUGUAUGGAGGUGUAUAAUGAAUUGGUAAAAUAAUCUGGAUUUGGUUCAAUUUGAUGAGAAAUGUUCGAGUUAUAUUGACUUUUUAUUGCAGACUUGACAAAUCCGAGCUCAACUGGAAUCAACUCGAAUCGAGACAGAAAUCAUGAGAUUUCUGGCUCUUUUUCUCAUGAGAAAUAUCUGAGACACUGGACACUUGAGCACAUCUCAUUUGCUUUUCUCAUCAUUGUCUUAUUAUGAGAAAAAUAUUUGUGAGUUUCCUUGUUGAUGUAAUUUCUAUAUCAAUAUAAUGCGUUUUUCUUUUUUUUUUGUCAUGAAAAAAGCUUUUUAGAAAUGUUUAGUGCAUCCACACUAAUUAUAAACUAAAUAACCAGUUGUGCUUUUAAAUAAGAUUAUUUGCAUUUUCUUUUUUUGUCCCUAGGAAACAGUAAAUACAUAUAUCUUUGGAUUCAAAGCAAUAUACGGAUAACUCUGUUGGCCACAGUUUGCCCUCAAAAAGCUUUCUCAUAACAUACACUUCUCGUCCAUCUGGUUUUGUGAUGUAUACAGUACAGUAUCUGUUAUUUAUUUUCAUUUACAUCUCUGUUAUCAUGCUACCCACAGCUGCAUGUUUUUAUGCAUGUGUUAUGGUUUCAGUUUUGGUUGGACAGAAAUGACAAUGACAAUCUGACAGUGAACCUGCUAGUUUGCCAACAUUUUUUAACAGCUUAAUUCAGCGUUAUGCAAGCUUUCUUUUUUUAACUCACUGCUGAACAAUGUUGGGUGUAACUAGUUACUAAGUAAUUAGUUACUGUAAUUUAAUUACUUUUCACGUGGAAAAGUAAAGUAAGGGAUUACUCUUAUUUUUCUGUAAUUUAAUUACAGUUACUUCUGAUGUAAUUAAACUAAAUACUUUGUGUAAUAUAUGUGUGUGUGCAGAAGAGGAAUUUACAUCAAAAUUCAAAGUCUAACUUUAAAAUGAAUGCUUUAAUGUAUAAUUCUCACAUUUGUAAUACUUUGGUCAGUUAAUAAGAGUACUUUAUGUAGUUUAUAUUAUUUAUUUGAAUGAAUUAAAAGAGCCGUUUCAUGUUGAAUCACUUAACUAAUCAAGGUUGAUGUAGGAUAUAGAAAGUAAUAAGUAACUAAAUACUUUUUGGAGAGAGUAAUUUGUACAGUAAUCUAAUUACACUAUUGAAUAUGUAAUUAGUAACUAGUAAUUAAUUACUUUUUCAGAGUAACUUACCCAAAACCACAGUUUUGCCUGAUUUUUCAUUUGCAAUGUAUUUAUUCAUAGCAGACACUUUUGUCCAAAGUGACUUACAAAUAAGAGAGUAUUAAACAUUUUGUCCUGGAGAAAUGGGAAUGGGAUGUGAAGUGAGAUCAGGUGUGAGAUCAGAUGUGCUGCUGCAUUCUGAAUCAUUUGCAGGAGCUAGAUUGCAUCGGCUGGAAGGUCAGCAGAGCAUUGCAGUAAACCAGCCUUGGACAAUUUUUUAUUUUAGUAAUCAUAUGAUUUUACAAAGUUAAAAUAAUGUACAGUAUGAACAACGUGUGUAUGAACAAAACAAUUCUGAGUACUUUAGAGAGAGGAUCGAUCUUCAGCUAACCAUGAGUGAUGAUACAGUAUAUGAAUAUCAUCUAGACUUCUUUCACUAAAUAACGACACACCAAUAAUUCAUUCCGAUUUAGGGGCCAAGCACCACUAAGCUCAAAAUGGGUUUUGGAUUCAGAUUGUAAUGUAUUGUUUUAAUUUUUGUAACCUGCUAAGAUAUGAAACUAACAAUAAAUGAGCAAUAAAAAACAGUAAAACAAUUAUUUUGUAUUUAAAUCUGUCUACAGUAUAUUCUUUAAAAUGCCCAAAUAAUUAGGGCUGUCAAAUGAUUAAUCCCAAUU
Molecule: messenger RNA, 7443 nt
Organism: Triplophysa rosa
Lineage: Eukaryota; Metazoa; Chordata; Actinopteri; Cypriniformes; Nemacheilidae
Product: serine/threonine-protein kinase Nek6
Exons: 6
Coding region: 4315-5430 (371 amino acids)
Biological process (GO): protein phosphorylation
Molecular function (GO): ATP binding; protein kinase activity
Source: RefSeq, a predicted model, not a curated record